CUUCUUCAUAAAAUUAGAAGAUUGUUACACCACUAUUCACACGCGAACAAACAAAAAAGAUCGAAGUUUCUUUUCUAUCGAACACAAAUAGUUUUCCAUUUUUUUGUUAUCUCGAUAAAGUAUGGCUAUUCAAGAUAACCACAGUCACAACGAUCAUUACCGGAGGCUCACUUUCGCCUCUUUCUUGAAAUCGGAUUCCCUCUCCACCGGCGACGAAGCUUACCACACGGACGGAGAUCACAACCACAACGAUAAUAAAGACGCGAUUAGCACCAACAGCGAUUCUCAGCGGCCAAGCAACGCCUCAACUAGCGAUUCACCAAUCUACCCACUAUCUCCAUGGAACCAAACUUACUAUCCACCCAACGAUAAUACGACGGCGUUUUCCUCUACUAAUCAGUCACCCUGGAACCAAACUUGUUCUCCGUACCACAAAUCGCCUUGGAUUUACCAAACCAGAAACAGCGAUUUCGAGGAUGAUCCCGACAACGGUUUGGUCGGUACGAUCGUGAGGCAAGAAGGACACGUGUACUCUCUUGCUGCUUCAGGGGAUCUCCUCUUCACGGGAUCCGAUUCCAAGAACGUUCGGGUCUGGAAAGAUCUGAAAGAUUUAUCCGGGUUUAAAUCAACAAGCGGGUUUGUUAAAGCGAUUGUGAUAACCGGAGAUAACCGGGUUUUCACCGGUCACCAAGACGGUAAAAUCCGGGUUUGGAGAGGCUCGAAGAGAAACCCUGAGAGAUACUCAAGGGUCGGAAGCUUACCGACGCUGAAAGAGUUUCUCACCAAAUCGGUAAACCCGAAAAACUACGUCGAAACUCGUCGCAAGAAAAACAAACUGAAGAUCCGACAUUUCGACGCCGUGUCGUGUCUUACCGUAAACGAAGAUCUCGGUUUACUAUACUCCGGUUCGUGGGACAAGACUCUAAAAGUCUGGAGACUAUCAGAUUCGAAAUGUCUAGAAUCGAUCGAGGCUCACGACGACGCGGUCAACACGGUGGUCGCCGGGUUUGACGAUUUGGUAUUCACCGGAUCAGCCGACGGAACGUUGAAAGUUUGGAAACGUGAGCUCCAAGGGAAAGAGACCAAGAAGCAUGUUUUGGUACACGUGUUGAUGAAACAAGAGAGCGCCGUAACGGCGUUAGCCGUUAAUUUAAACGACGCUGUGGUUUAUUGCGGAUCAUCUGACGGUUCCGUUAACUUUUGGGAACGGAAAAAAUAUUUGACUCACGGCGGGACAAUUCACGGUCAUCGAAUGGCGGUGCUAUGCCUCACCUCCGCCGGGAGUCUGUUAUUGAGCGGCGGAGCUGAUAAUAAUAUCUGCCUUUGGAGGAGAAACGGCGACGGAUCUCACACGUGUCUUUCUGUUUUGAUGGAUCACGACGGACCUGUUAAGUGUUUAACGGCGGUGGAAGAAGCACAGGACGAUGUCGACGACGGUGAUAAGGCAGAUCAACGGUGGAUAGUGUACAGUGGAAGUUUAGACAAAUCGGUGAAAGUGUGGCGCGUGACGGACUACGCGUCUUAAUUAUUGAACAUUAAAGUCAACAGCGCGUAAAGGUGUGAAGCGCGUGAUAGAAUGUUACGCGGCCCAUUCCCAUGUGAUUGUUGCUCUUUGUCGUAAAGUGGAAAUUGAUUGGGAGGCAAAUAGGUAGAUCUUGGUACAAGUGAACAGCCACGUCAUGUGAAAUUUGUCUUUUCUUCUAAAGUUCGAUAAAGUCGUGUCCCCUUUUGUUGUCUAGAUUCUUUCUAUGUAGUUUGUACAUAUUUAAAUAAUGUGUGUAACCAGAAGAAGAAAGAAGGUGGAGAAAGAAAGGAAAGAAAGAUUCCGCUAUAAUUAAAAAAUUAGAAAAAAAUCUGUUAAAUGUAUUAAAUGUAACUGGCUUGUAUUAUAUUUUUUGGGUCAUAUGUUUGUAUAUGGUUGGUUGUCAUUGUUGAAUGAAUUCCACCUUUUCAUUUUUA
Brassica rapa (field mustard) is the source of this 1959-nucleotide messenger RNA. RefSeq names its product protein JINGUBANG. Gene Ontology annotation, molecular function: protein binding. The record is from RefSeq and is a predicted model, not a curated record. Lineage: Eukaryota; Viridiplantae; Streptophyta; Magnoliopsida; Brassicales; Brassicaceae.